Molecule: messenger RNA, 1710 nt
Organism: Cladophialophora carrionii CBS 160.54
Lineage: Eukaryota; Fungi; Ascomycota; Eurotiomycetes; Chaetothyriales; Herpotrichiellaceae
Exons: 1
Coding region: 1-1710 (569 amino acids)
Source: RefSeq, a predicted model, not a curated record
AUGGCCUCCUCAAGCCCCAUCCGCGGGCUGCUGUUCGUGACCAUGCAGCCCAAGGAGACAUUGUCGCUCGAUCUCUUCCAUGACUGGUACAACAAUGAACACGGACCCAACCGAACACGGCUGUCGUUCAUGCCGAAUGGGUUUCGAUAUCGAGCGACAGACUUGCCAGCGCCCAACGCCGGCACUCGCGCCGACCCCGAGUUCCUGGCCAUCUACGAUGCCACGGAUAUGCACCAGUUCACCGAACAGCCGUACCAGUAUCUGCGAGCACCGCCGGGCAAAACGCAACGAGAAAUCGAUGUCAUGGCCCAGAUCUGGGUGGACCGGUUGACGCUGGAUUUUGUGGGCGAACGGAUCAACGACAAGACAUUCGUCAAACUCGAAGCGCCCGAACAUUUCCGGGAGAACGAACAAGGGAAUGUCCUGACGACACUCCGAUUGCUCCUCGCUCCAGAACAAGUCUCAAUCGUGGAGGACUGGAUCCAAACCACUGUGCUCCCAACGGUGCAAGACAUCCCCGGCUGGAGGAGGACAUCAUGGUUCAAGACGUCCUAUCUCGAACCGCGCCAAGACGGAAAGGUCGAUUUUGUCCUGAUCAACGAAUACACCCCGUCCACCGACCCUAAAGCAUUGCCGUCGACACUUAACGCGCCGCCCUCGGAUAUCUCGGAGCCCAAGGCACGCACAUAUGAACUCUUCUACACGUUUGGAACGGCAGCACGCCACCUGGCCAUCGUGGCACCGUGGGCGUCGGCAGACGGAGUCACGAAGACGCUACCGAAGGUCUCACCAUACGGCUCGGCCAUAGAGUCGACCGUCACCACACGGGACGGCGCAGUGCUGCCCUUCCGCCUCGAAGGCAACUCCGACCCCAACGCACCCGUCUUGGUGCUGGUUAACUCGGUCCUCACGACCUGGGGCAUCUGGGACGCGUUUCUCACGCACUUCUUUUCUCGCCCGCAGAACCAAAAAUACCGCGUCCUACGCUUCCUGGCCCGUGGCCGUGUCAUUCCCAGCGGCACAAUCAGCCCCGUGACCGUGGAUCUACAAGCGUCGGAUGUCAUCCAGCUGCUGGACGCCCUGCGCGUCCCCCAAGCAGCGGGCCUCGUGGGCGUGUCCAUGGGUGGCGUUACCGCUCUGGCGACGGGCCUCAAGUACCCGUCCCGGAUCAAGGCCUUCGUGGCGUGCGACACGUCCGCCAAGUCUCCCGCCGGCAACAAAGAUACCUGGGGCCAGCGCAUCGCCGUGGCGGAGAAAGAGGGCACCACGCUGCGCCUGGCGUCUCUGUUCGGCGACGAGUCCUCAGACGCGAGUCCGCAGGCCGUCGUGGGCGAAGAGCUCGCCGAGAUGACGGUGCGGCGGUGGUUCGUGCCGGAGUCGUACGACAAUCCCGAGGUCGUGCCCGAGAUCGCCCGGGUCAAGCGCAUGGUUUACACCAAUUCGCUGCCCGAGUUCAGCCGGGGGGUCGAGACUUUGUUCAACUACGACUACACGGGUCUCCUGGCCGGGUACAAGGGCCGAGGCGCCUUCCUGGUCGGCGCGGGUGACGGCGUGCUGCCAAAGGGCAUGGAGAAGCUGUCGAAGGAGCUGGGAUCGGCAGAAGGGAAGACGGCCGCUUUCAAGCUCGUCGAGGGCGCUGGGCAUUUACCCAUGGUCGAGAAACCCAAGGAGGUGGCUGACUUUGUGGGAGACUUUUUGAGCGCUGCUUGA